AUGGAGACUGUACUGAAGUAUAGAGUGAUUUCGCUGCUGAUUGUGUGUCUUGUGCCAGCUUCUACUUCUUGGACCUGGAACAGCGUCUUCCUGUCAGGAACUAAGGCAGGAAUGCCCUUAGCAGAGAGCAUCGCGACCGGAGCUCAGACGGGCAUGAGGGAGUGCGAAAGGCAGUUCACGUGGGACCGCUGGAACUGCCCGCCUCAGGCCUUCACGAAGCUGCAUGAAGGAGAACCUGCCACACGGGAGCGGUCCUUCAUGCACGCCAUCACAGCCGCCGGCGUCGUGUUCACCAUCACCAAGAACUGCUCGCGGGGUGAGCUGGAGGGCUGCUCGUGUUCGGGCGGCCAAGACGGGAAGCAGAGGGACUGGAAGUGGGACGGCUGCUCAGAGAACGUCGAGUUCGGCUCCAGAAUCACCAAGCAGUUCCUGGACGCGCUCGAGACUGGCCAGGACGCGAAGGCGCUCGUAAACCUCCACAACAACCUGGCUGGCAGAACGGCCGUCAAGAGAGCCAUGCGGCGUGUGUGCAAAUGCCACGGGAUGUCGGGGUCCUGUGCCACGCAGACGUGCUGGCUGCAGCUCGAGAACUUCGCCAUCAUCGGCAAUGCCCUGAAGAAGGAGUACCGCCGCGCCACCCGACUGCGUGACACCGAUGCGCUGGAGGCCGCUUCGAACUCAGUGGUGCAGUUGCCUCGAGAAGACGGCGAGGAAAACUCUAUUCCGAAUGUGGACCCCCGGCGCCUCGUCUAUCUGGAUCCUUCGCCUAACUUCUGCCUUGCAAAUAAAACUGCGGGGUGGCUGGGCACGGUGGGGCGCGAGUGCUCAAGGGCUCGAGGAAAGGACGUGGCGAAGGAACAGAGGUCAUCCUGCCGCAAGUUGUGCCGGGAGUGCGGGCUGCAGGUGGCACGCAGGAUCGUCACAGUCAAGUCGUCCUGCAACUGCCGCUUCAAGUGGUGCUGCAGCGUCGAGUGCGAUACCUGCGUCAAGAAGGUCGCGAGGUUUACCUGCGUUAAGCCACUAAUGCAGCGCACAAAUCGUUAUUAA
This is a messenger RNA of Penaeus indicus, 1047 nucleotides long. Its product is annotated as protein Wnt-8b-like. Gene Ontology annotation, cellular component: extracellular region. Gene Ontology annotation, molecular function: cytokine activity; frizzled binding. Gene Ontology annotation, biological process: cell fate commitment; canonical Wnt signaling pathway; multicellular organism development. The coding region runs from base 1 to 1047 and encodes 348 amino acids. The record is from RefSeq and is a predicted model, not a curated record. The transcript has 6 exons. Lineage: Eukaryota; Metazoa; Arthropoda; Malacostraca; Decapoda; Penaeidae.